Molecule: messenger RNA, 2668 nt
Organism: Chaetomium strumarium
Lineage: Eukaryota; Fungi; Ascomycota; Sordariomycetes; Sordariales; Chaetomiaceae
Exons: 2
Coding region: 105-2531 (808 amino acids)
Biological process (GO): protein ubiquitination; anaphase-promoting complex-dependent catabolic process; cell division
Cellular component (GO): anaphase-promoting complex; cytoplasm
Molecular function (GO): protein binding
Source: RefSeq, a predicted model, not a curated record
AGCUUCAGUCGAUUCUUAAUUCGAGCGACCCUAUGGAAUCUUGUCGAUAGCAACCGGAACCUCGAUUCGCACACGAACCUUGGCGCAACUGUGCCUUUCUCGAAAUGGCGCCGACGAGCGCCGCGGUUGCUGGCUUAUUGAAGCAGACCGUUUAUUAUCAUCUUGAUAAUCUUUCUUACCAGAACGCUCUCUUCUUCGCCGAAAGACUUUUUGCGCAUGAUCAGCGUUCGCCCGAGUCCGCAUUUCUCCUCGCCCUCUCCCACUUUCACCUCGGCGAUCCUCGGUCGGCAUAUGAAGUCAGUAAACCCCCGGGCUGCCGUGGCGUACAUCUCGGGUGUUCUUUCGUCUUCGCACAGUCCUGCUUGGACCUGGAACGGUACAAGGAUGGCAUUACAGCUCUGGAGAAGGCACGGCCGUUGUGGUCGGCCAAGUGCAGCGUUGGGAGGCACACAACCUCGGCCAGGGCACCAUACCCCGAUGCAGCUACAGUAAACUGUCUCCUCGGCAAGCUAUACCGGGCAUACGACGACAAGAAAAGGGCAAUACCCUGCUUCGAGGAUGCGCUGAGAGCCAAUCCGUUCAUGUGGGACGCUUUUACCAUUCUUUGCGACAUGGGCGUCAAUGUGAUGGUGCCGAACAUUUUCAAGCUUAAUGACACUUUUGCUCGCAGCUUCGACCAAGACCCGGGCAUCAUACACGUCGAUUCCAGUGGAGGCCCUCCUGAGCCUUUGCAAAGGAGAGCUGGCAUCCAGCCCGUCGGCCACGACGGUGAUCCGUUCGAGGGACACCGGUCAACGGCGUUUCAAGACGUCUCGAGCAACAAUAUGCUGUUUGUCAAUCCUGGUGAAAACGAUUUGACGUUCAAGCUUAAUACGGCUCCGAGAUAUGCGGCGAACAGGCAUGGGACCGAUGGGAUGGAAACUCCGACUGGCCCUACCGCCGCUCCCGACGCCCAGGCGCCUCGCGCCGGCCUCCCAUCGGAGCCACCAUUGGCUCCGACUCGCCGUACGCGGGCAACCCAGGCCUUGGAACCAAACUUCAUUGAUGUACCGCCAAAGAUGAGCUAUCGCUUGGGCUCCAGGAAAAGAGAGAAAGGUCAAGACCAGAUGGCGGAUCCGCCAGAAGUGGCCCCACGAGCGCCCGCGUUUACUUUAUCAGCACCAGAGAGGAAACGGACAGCAUCAGGGCAGCCGAUACAGCCACGCCCGGCCAACGGCGAGGAACCGAGGAGGAGCGCGAGGCUUAACGUGGCUCCCAGAGCAGCGUCGUCGAGGGUCAACUCCAAUGCCCCUACGAUUGGUACGACCACGAACCGCGAGUUGAGAAAGGCUAGGCCCCCGAUCUCAAGGAUUGCACGCCCAGGUUCCAGCGGCACCGGCGUCGGCAGGGUUGUUAGUGGGAAUCGGAAGCCUUUGGAGGAAAACAGUAUGGAUAUUGACCAAGCUGAGGUUCCGCGGUUGAAGGAGCCGUCCGUUCCGCUGGCCAAACUGGUUGAGCCUGAACCGGUGAGGGCAGACGAGGGGCUGAAAUGGAUCCUGGAUUUUCUGAAAAAGAUCGCAUCCGGAUAUCGCCUCUCGGCACAAUUCCAGUGUCAAGAAGCCCUCCAUGCUUUCUCCUCACUCCCUCGAAAUCAUCAGGACACCCCAUGGGUAUUGGCGCGGAUUUCCAGGGCCCACUAUGAGUUGGCUAACUAUGCAGAGGCCGAGAAGUUCUUCAGGCGCCUCCGUAUACUCGCUCCGACGCGCCACGAGGACAUGGAGGUUUUCUCCACAGUGCUAUGGCAGCUGCAGAAGAAGACGGAUCUCUCGUUCCUCGCACACGAGCUCAUCGAGGCGGUGUGGGAUUCACCGCAAGCUUGGUGCGCGCUAGGAAAUGCGUUCUCUUUGGCGUGCGACCACGAACAAGCGCUGCGAUGCUUUAGACGCGCCAUUCAGCUGCACCCAAGCUUUGCGUAUGCGUAUACUUUGCAGGGACACGAGCACGUGGAAAAUGAAGAAUACGACAAAGCGUUGGUGGCAUAUCGCCAGGCAAUUGCCGCUGACAAGCGGCACUACAACGCAUACUACGGGAUUGGGAAAGUCUAUGAGAAGCUGGGAAACUACGAAAAAGCGCUGAGCCACUAUCACUCCGCGCUGCAGAUCCACCCGACGCAUGCCGUCUUGAUCUGCUGCAUGGGAACGAUCCUGCAGAGACAGAAGCAGAUAGUCCAAGCUCUUCCUUACUUCACCAAGGCCGUCGAGCUAGCGCCUCGGGCGCCGGAGAUGCGGAGCAAGAAGGCCCAGGCGUUGUUGGUGACCGGGCAGCUGGAGGAAGCAAAGAGAGAGCUCCUGAUUCUCAAGGAUAUUGCGCCCAACAACGCCCAGGUCCAUUUCCUCCUAGCCAAACUUGCCAAGACGCUUGGAGAUAAGAAAACGGCGGUGCGGCAUUUCACUAUAGCGCUGAGUCUCGAUCCGAAGGCCAGCGGCGAAAUAAAGAACGAGAUCGGCGCUCUUGAGGACGAGGACUGUUUGGACGACUCCAUGAUGCCUUGAUGCCCAUCGGUGACGAACGCCACAACAGACGCCUAAUCCUACGAUUCCUCAUGGUUACCAACAGAAGAGCCACAUACUCGACUGAGUAUUCCCUCGUGCUUGGAGGCGGCGUACAGCGCGCUCGACGCGUUUGGGAG